UUGAAACAAGGAAUACUGUUUUGUUUUAUAUUUUAUUCUUAUCGUUUUGCGAUGUAAAACUUACUUUUUGUUUAAAGACGCAUUUGUUAUACUUAAGUUUAUUUCAUGUCUAUAUCGAAAUCUUUUUGUUUUGUGUAAAUUUGUGUUAUUAAACUAGUCAUUUGAAAAUAAAGUGAUAUGGAGAAAAUGCCAUGUUAUAGUAUUUUAUUAGUUUUUAUAUUUGCUAUUAUAUACGUUAAGACUGAUGAAGAGGCUUCGUCGCUUAUGUCGAAGGCAGAAAGAAUAAGCUUGAGAGAGGAAUCACGUCAGAUGUUCUACCAUGCAUAUGAUGCGUAUAUGGAUAAUGCAUACCCAGCCGAUGAAUUAAUGCCCCUAAGCUGCAAAGGAAGAUGGAGAGGUGUUACCCCAAGCCGAGGAGAUAUGGAUGAUGUACUCGGAAACUUUUCAUUGACGCUCAUCGACAGUUUAGACACAUUGGUCGUGAUGGGUGAUUUUGCCGAAUUCAGUCGAGCAAUCAAGCUGGUGAUCAAGGACGUUACAUUCGACCAUGACAUUGUCGUGUCCGUGUUCGAAACAAACAUUCGGGUGCUUGGGGGUUUAUUAUCAGCUCAUGUGUUAGCUGAAGCACUGAAAGGCGAUGUUCCCGUUUUGGAAUGGUAUGACGGUCAGUUGUUAGCGAUGGCCGAAGAUCUAGGUCGGAGACUAUUACCGGCGUUCAAUACUUCCACUGGAAUACCGCACGGAAGAAUAAACCUACGAAACGGUAUUCGCGGUCUGUCUGAGUCGCGAGAGACAUGCACCGCCUGCGCUGGCACGAUGAUCUUGGAAAUGGCUGCUUUGUCUCGUCUAAGCGGUAACCCUGUGUUCGAACAGAAGGCCCACAAAGCUAUGGAUCGACUCUGGAAAAUUCGGCAUAGAACCUCAGAUCUAAUGGGCACAGUUAUUAAUAUUCACAAUGGAGACUGGGUAAGGAAGGAUUCAGGAGUAGGAGCAGGCAUCGAUUCCUAUUAUGAAUACUGCCUCAAAGCCUACAUCCUUCUAGGAGACGAAAAGUACCUGGCCAGAUUUAUCAGACACUACAAUGCUGUCAUGAAAUACAUAAGUAGAGGUCCCAUUAUGUUGGCUGUUCAUAUGCAUAGACCACAUCUUCAAUCACGUAAUUUCAUGGACGCCUUGCUCGCGUUCUGGCCGGGACUACAGGUCUUGCUUGGUGACGUUCGUCCAGCUGUUGAAACACACGAAAUGUUGUAUCAAGUGAUGCAGCGGCAUACAUUUAUACCGGAGGCAUUUACUUCUGACUUCCAGGUUCACUGGGGUCAACACCCACUCCGUCCAGAGUUCCUAGAAUCGACUUAUUUCCUUCACCGCGUUACCGGAGACGAUCAUUACCUACAAGUGGGUAAAACGGUCCUGAGAGCACUCCAAGCUCAUACGAAGGUACCGUGCGGAUAUGCCGCUGUCAACGACGUCAGAACUAGAGUGCAUGAGGAUAGAAUGGAUUCGUUUGUGAUCGCUGAGACAUUCAAGUACUUAUACAUGCUGUUCGGAGAGGACAAAGACUUGCCAGUGAAACUAGAAGACUACGUUCUUACAACUGAGGCACAUUUCUUGCCGCUAUCCCUUGCCACAGAUGGAAGAAACGGAUCUUACGUCACCGUAAAAAUUGAUGAUGAAGAUGAUGACAAAUAUAAAAGAACAUGUCCGAACACGGCAUCUCUUGUGGCUGAGAAGGUCCGUCAACCAAUGAGACAGAUGCUUGGGUCUAAAGCUGCGAGGCCGCCCGCGAGACUGCGACCCUUAAACGACCCGCGCCAGAUACACGCACUAUCAGACAUGGGAAUAUCCGUACUUACAUUGCCGGAUGGCAGAGUACAGUUGCUCUAUACUGUUAACACUGCGAAAUCAGCAAAAGAUGCAGCCGAAGGUCUAACUUUCAUGCGAGAGAUGUCAAAGUUUAAUUCGCUAAGCGAUACAGAAAAUGGCGUUGUAGCCGCCGGCGUUGAGAUCAACAACAAAAUAUUCCCAGCUGGACCGGGACAUUUUGGCAAAGAUCUAUCCGGAUCUACUAUGUAUUCCGGAACGCCGGUUUUCGCAACACCGAUAAAAGCUUGCACCGCCAUUGAGAAUAGUAUGGAAGUCACUGGAAAAUUCGUUAUAGCAACGCGAGGUGACUGCACAUUUGCUCAGAAAGUCCGUAACAUUCAGGAAGCUGGCGCUGCGCUGGCCAUUAUAUUGGACAACGUAAAAGACUCGUCAUAUGAGACGACGGCUCUUUUCGCCAUGUCCGGUGACGGCAAAGACGACAUUGAAAUACCCGCAGUUUUCCUUUUCUCGCGAGAAGGCCUGUACUUAACAGUUUCUUUGCUGCAGAAUCCUGAACUUGUCGUUACUGUAGGCGAGCUGAGGUCUCUUAAGAAGCAGUUCGAGGUUGGUUGUGAUAAUGGAAACUGCGAACCCGUUACCGAUGUACCAGCUGUGCCAAGCGACAAGGAAUCAUUCGAUCAUCUUAAGAAAGUACUUAGCCAAAUUGUCGCCCAAUUCGAACUAUCGCUGUCGAACGAAAUUACCUCGCAAAAAUCUUGUAGUGAGGAUCCGAAAACUUUGUUAGUGUCCAAAGAUAAUAAAUUUUUGAACGAAGAAGUUCGUAGUCACAAGGUUUGCACGAAUGGCUGUGACGAAGAUGAACGUAGCAGUGAAACUAUUGAAGUAUACACAUCGCCUACCAAUACAAAUAAAUUUGGUGAUAUCUGACCCGACCCGAGGGCUUUGUACAAGGAUGUUUUGUAUAUAAAUUGAAAAAGUUUUUUGUAUAAAAAAUGUACAUAUUAUGUAAGGUAACCGUUGAGGAGAUUUCGUGCCUUGUACAACGACUCAGCCACGAUUUUUUAAUGUAUAUGCAGUCUACAUGGGUUUGUAUGAUAUAUAUAUAUAUAUAACUUUUACUAUAAAUUAAGACAUCAUAUUUAUGUCAUCAUUUUUUGGAGUUAAAAAUAUUUAUCAUAAAUUUUUAAGUAUAAAAUAUUUGAUUAAGUAAAGUAUGUGUAAAAGUAUCAAUCUGUAUUUAUUUAUUUAUUAUAUUUAAAUGAUAAUACAUGUAUCGACAUGGAAAAUAUUUUAAGUAUAUUAAACAUUUAAAUAUGAUCAAUAAAUAAAUGUUUAUAUGUAGAUAACAGAGUUCUAUAAAACUUCUGUUUGGGAAAGCUUAAAAAUAAACCAUAUUAUAUCGAUUAAAAUACAAGAAAGGUUAAGAUUAAGGCUCAGUUUUAUUUAAACAUUCAACAACGUAGCUGCAUGUAACUUUACGCAUAAAGGCCAUUUACUAUGGUCGAUAAAAAAGCAUUCGGCGUGCGUGCAUUUUUUAAACGCAUGCCAUUUUACGGAUCCUUGGAUCCUUUGCUUUCUGGGAGUUCCCGUAUGCUGUAACUGCCUCCUGCGAAAUCCCAUUAAUGCGUAUCGACCAAUGAAAAUGAGCUGUAAAGGUAUAGUUUAACCUUUUGGUUUUGUAUACGUUUGUGUGUGUCCGAUACUUCAUAUAUUCUAAAUACAUAAAGAUAAGUUUAUAAAUGUUGUGUCAAUUGAUUCCGAAAAGUGUUCCGCGUGUAGAUAUAUAUAUUUGCACAUUCAAAAUAUCUCAAAAUGCCUUAUAUUUUUAAUAAGUGAUAGUAAAUCAAUAAACAUUAAUUAUAACCGUCGAGAACAUUUGUAUUGAAACUGUUAACGAACUGAGCGAUACUAUUUAAGAAAAACAUUAACAAAGCAACAUUUAUAUUAAGCGACUAUUUAUAAAAAAUGUAAUUUGUUCCACCUAAAAUUAUAUUAAAAUACAAUUUGAAAAAUA
This is a messenger RNA of Nymphalis io (European peacock), 3838 nucleotides long. It is a transcript of the gene Edem2, whose product is annotated as ER degradation-enhancing alpha-mannosidase-like protein 3. Bases 178 to 2751 code for a protein of 857 amino acids. The record is from RefSeq and is a predicted model, not a curated record. Gene Ontology annotation, biological process: mannose trimming involved in glycoprotein ERAD pathway; endoplasmic reticulum mannose trimming; carbohydrate metabolic process. Gene Ontology annotation, molecular function: calcium ion binding; mannosyl-oligosaccharide 1,2-alpha-mannosidase activity. The transcript has 10 exons. Gene Ontology annotation, cellular component: membrane; endoplasmic reticulum. Lineage: Eukaryota; Metazoa; Arthropoda; Insecta; Lepidoptera; Nymphalidae.